UGCAUUGUGGGUAUGGUAAGCGGAAGUGCUUUGGGACGUCGUGGUAGAGAAGCGAGUUGUUGUCGUGUUUUGUUGUUUUGGGUUUUUUUAUUGGAGUUUUGUUUAGUUUUUACGGAUGCGGGGCGAAGAGUCGUCCGAUUCUGAGUCGGGCAGGAUGGAGGAGAGCUCGGUUCGGAGGAGCCUGGAGACUCUGUGCCAGGAACUGAACAUGGACGAGCAGACAGCCGCAGAAACACUGGAGAACUUCACUGCCAUCUGGAACACAUACACCCUGGAGGGGGAGGUGGUGCACUGGUUGGCCUGCUCUCUGUACGCUGCCUGCAGGAAGGGCUCCACUCCCACCGUGGGUAAAGGACUGAUGGAGGGAAACUGCGUGUCUCUCACCAGGAUCCUCCGCACCGCCAAACUCAGGGCUGAAUAACGACCGCACCAUCACACUGAUCCCAGUUCAGCCGUGUGAUUCCUCCGGUACGAUCACCGCUCAGUUCCUGCUCACCACCUCCCCGAGUCGCCCCCCUCCUCCCCCUCCCAUGACCUCUGACCCCCCGGCGGCAGGAAGCGGACGCCCGCGACGCACCGGCUCCCUCGCGCUGUUCUUCAGGAAGGUGUAUCACCUGGCCAGUGUGCGUCUGAGGGAUCUGUGUGUGAAGAUGGACGUGUCGUCGGAGCUGCGGGGGAAGAUCUGGACGUGUUUCGAACAUGCGUUGGUUCACUGCACGGCUCUGAUGAAGGACCGACACCUCGACCAGCUGAUGCUCUGCUGCGUGUACAUCAUAUCCAAAAUCACCAAAGAGACUCACACCUUCCACGACAUCAUGAAGUGUUACCGUGGCCAACCACAGGCCAGCAGCCAUGUGUACCGCAGUGUGUUACUGCGUCACACUCCCAGAGAGCAGGUGACUGACGAGAACAUGGAGGUGGAUCCUGUCUCAGGUGGAGAAUCGGCAGAGAAGACCAAUCAGGCGUCAGGAGAAGCCAACACCGACCAAUCAGGAGAGGAGGAACGCGGUGACCUCAUCCAGUUCUACAACAGCGUCUUCGUCCUGAAGAUGAAGAGCUUCGCGCUGAGAUACGCCGUCCAUGACAACCGGGUGGACGCCCCCCCCCUCUCUCCGUUCCCCUCGGUGCGCGCUCAGCCUCUCUCCCCCCGCAGGGUUUCUCAGAGACACUCGCUCUACGUUUCUCCUCACAAGAACUCUGCGGCCUGCCUCACACCGAACUCCUACACAUACAGGAUCAACAGCAGCCCCUCCAAGGAGUUGUCGGACAUUAACCGGAUGAUUCGUCAGGGCUCCUCGGUCAGCAGGAAGAGGGCCUUCACCAUGGAGGGCGACGUGAUGAUGUCAUCAGCGUGUGACUCCCCCAGUAAGAGGGCGUGUCCGGAGAACAGCCCCGACGUCCUGCUGAAGCGCCUGCAGGUCGUCGUGUCCGAGCGACAGAGUCACUAACGAACACGUUAAAACAUUAAAUGACAUCACAUUUAAUUACAGAAUCAUCCCCACCUUAAAAAGCUUAGCGUACAUGAUGAAUCUAGACAUUAGGAGUGUUUCAUUUAUCAUUAAUGAGGCUUACAUUUGACUUUUUUGUAAUAUAUUAUGACCUGAGGGUUAUAGAACGUGAGCAGAGAAAGAUGGCAGAAUGCAUGCCAUUUGGUUUUAUCAAAAAUAAUCAAACUCAACGUUUUAUUAGAAACCAUGAGUAAUAUCUGAAAGGGGAUAUUUCAGGAAUCAGAACAAACUCAGACACUGUUUUUUAUCUUUUGGCUGAAAAAAAGUCUAUUAUUUAAACAUUUUUCAGGGUUUCUUGACCCUCAAAUACAUCUGAACACCUCGAUGUUAGAGUGUGUGAAUUCACAGGUUGAUAAGUGAUUGAUAAGCAGGUGUUCAGGUGUGUGUUGCUACUGAAGGGAAACUUACAGUUUUAAAAUCAAAGUUAACCGUAUUGGCCUGAAUAUACGGAAGUUUUCACAAAUAUGUUUUUAAUUAUUAAAAGAUCAGACCGUUACUCAAAUUGAUAUCUUUAUUGGCAUGAUGAUGUACGGAUCUUAUCCAGCUGUGCUUUCUGACCACACAAAUAUAAACAAUAUUAACAAACAUUUGAAAUGCUCGUCGUUCUUCUCGUCAGGUCAAAAUAUAUUUAGUAAGAUUAUCGUGUAAAUAGUUUCUGACAAAUCAAGCGCUAUUGUACAUUUUCUAGCAUUCAACUCGUCUUCCUCUCCUGUCAGAGGUCUCUACUUUUUAUGGAGAUUUUACUGGGAAAUUAAUCUUUUAUUAAUUACCGUUAAUUAAAAAAGAAAUGCUGUUAUUAUGCUUUUAAUGUUGUAAAGAAAAAGGUAGAAAAGCCCAUGGAGUGUGUGGUAUCUACACAUUAAAAACAUGUUAUAUCUGCUUUUGUUUAUUCAUUGUUUUGCUAAAAGCACAUUAGCAAAGUGAAAAGCUAACCACAUGUCAAAUACAAAAUAAAAGUGUUGAUAUUUGCUCCCAGAUAGUUGAUAGUUAAAAUAAUGUGAAUGUGUGAACAGGGAAUCAUUCUGUGUCAUUGUCCCAAACUCUUUUAAAGGAAAUGUGUAUUUUCCAGGUGUUUUGUAAAAUAAAAUGUACUUUGAUCACUAAA
Messenger RNA from Gymnodraco acuticeps, 2613 nucleotides. RefSeq names its product retinoblastoma-like 1 (p107) (gene rbl1). Gene Ontology annotation, cellular component: chromatin; nucleus; transcription regulator complex. Lineage: Eukaryota; Metazoa; Chordata; Actinopteri; Perciformes; Bathydraconidae. Gene Ontology annotation, biological process: regulation of transcription by RNA polymerase II; cell differentiation; negative regulation of G1/S transition of mitotic cell cycle. The record is from RefSeq and is a predicted model, not a curated record. Gene Ontology annotation, molecular function: RNA polymerase II transcription regulatory region sequence-specific DNA binding.